GAAAUUCAUGGAACCAUUCUGAAGGCAUAAAAAGUUCCGCUGCUUGUACCAUAGAGGCAGAGUUUUAUGCAUGUACCUUUUCUACAUACAGUCUGCUUACGAUGCUUGUGAAACUCCAAAGGAGUCGGAAUCUCCCCGUUUUAAAGCCAUAAUGCAGGCGACAAGUGCACCCAGGAAAAAGUUUCCUGCAGAUAUAAAAAGUUUUUCCCAUGAGUUGAACUCCAAAGGAGUGCGGCCAUUUCCUUUCUGGAAGCCCCGAGGCUUAUAUAACUCCAAGGAGGUGCUGAAAGUCAUUCAGGUGAAAUUUGAGAAAGCUAAGGAAGAGGUGAACUCAGAUUUGGCAGUAUUUGCUGGGGAUUUGGUUGGGAUAAUGGAAAAGCAUGCAGAAAGCCAUCCUGAGUGGAAAGAAACUUUAGAAGAUUUGCUAUUACUCGCUCGGAGCUGUGAUGUUAUGACUCCUGGGGAAUUCUGGCUACAGUGUGAAGGCAUAGUUCAAGAUUUGGAUGACCGACGUCAGGAGCUCCCCAUGGGGGUGCUGAAGAAGCUUCAUACUCGCAUGCUUUUUAUUCUCACUAGAUGUACAAGAUUACUUCAGUUCCAUAAGGAAAGUGGAUUUGCUGAAGAUGAACCGGCUAUGGAUCUACGAGAACUUCAUUCUGCUGAUAAAAGUGUUUUAUCUGGACCAGGAAAAGCUGGCAAAGGCCCUAUGGUUACCAGGAGCUUCAUGGAAGCAGCUGUUUCAAGGAAGUCCUAUAGCCAGGAGCAGCAUAAUUUAAAAUGGAAAAGAAGUCAGGAGAUAAAACCCGUAAACUUCUUCUCACAGCUCAACAAUGAAACUGCGAAAGAAGAGGAAUCAACUGCAAACAGGGAGCGCAUAGCUUCUUGGAAACCUCUUCCUUCCCCUGGACAGAAAAACCAGAAAGAAGGUAGCCCCAUGAAAGAUGGCUUGUCCAACAGGAAGGAGGAUGCUUCACAGAGAUUAAAUAGGAGAGGAAAUUUUGAUGUGGAUCAGAUUGUAACUAACCCGCCUGAAUUACCUGGGUCUGGAGAUUCUGAUAUCCAGGCUUCUGAUGUUUCCAAGCAUCAACAUAAACUUUCCUGGGGAAACUGGGAUCAACAGAAUCUUUCUGAUGAGGGAUCAAUAAUGUGUCGCAUAUGUGAGGAGUAUGUUCCUACAUUGUAUGUGGAGGACCAUUCAAGGGUUUGCGCAGUUGCUGACAGAUGUGACCAGAAGGGUUUGAGUGUUGAUGAACGUCUCAUCAGAAUUGCUGAGACACUGGAAAAAAUGAUAGAGGUUUGUGCACAGAAAGACAUCCCAAAUGCAGCUGGAAGCCCAGAUAUCACAAAAAUUUCCCACUCAAGCGUAACUGAAGAUUCUGAUGUCAUUUCUACAAAACUUGGUGAUUUGUCCAGGAGAGAAUCAGCUGAUAUGCUAGACUGUUUCCAGGAGGCAGAUACCAUUUUUGAUGACAUGAAGAACCUUCCACCAAUGACAUGCAAGACCCGGUUUGGUUCGAAAUCAGAUCAAGGUAUGGCAACCUCAUCUGCAGGCAGCAUGACUCCUCGCUCUCCUCUAAUGACACCUAGAACCAGUCAUAUAGACAUGCUUUUGACUGGAAAGGGUGCACUUUCUGAAACCGAGGAUCUUCCGCAGAUUGAAGAACUUGCUGAUAUUGCACGGUGUAUAGCAAAUGCCGCCUUAGAUGAUGAGCGUUCUUUAUCUUAUUUAGUCUCAUGUGUGGAAGAUCUACAAGAGGUUAUAAGUCACCGGAAGCUUGAGGCUCUUACUGUACAGACAUUUGGGACUCGAAUAGAGAAACUUCAUCGGGAGAAAUACCUUCAGCUUUGUGAUACAGUUGAUAUUGAAAAGGUCGAUGCAACAAGUACUGUAAUGGAUGAAGAAGAGGAUGUAGUUCGUAGCUUGCGAACAAGUCCCAUACACCCUAUAAAUAAGGACCGCACAUCUAUUGAUGACUUUGAGAUCAUAAAGCCUAUAAGCCGUGGGGCAUUUGGUCGAGUCUUUUUAGCCAAGAAAAGGACAACAGGAGACCUCUUUGCUAUUAAGGUUCUUAAAAAAGCCGAUAUGAUCCGCAAAAAUGCUGUUGAAAGCAUAUUGGCUGAGCGUGACAUCUUAAUCUCUGUUCGGAAUCCUUUUGUGGUUCGGUUUUUCUAUUCUUUUACAUCUCGGGAAAAUCUAUAUCUUGUGAUGGAAUAUUUGAAUGGAGGGGACUUGUAUUCAUUGCUGAGAAAUUUAGGCUGCCUUGAUGAAGAUGUUGCUCGUGUAUAUAUAGCAGAAGUUGUUCUUGCUUUGGAAUACCUACAUACCUUGCGUGUGGUACAUCGAGAUUUGAAGCCCGAUAAUUUGUUGAUUGCACAUGAUGGACAUAUCAAGUUGACAGAUUUUGGACUUUCCAAAGUUGGCCUUAUAAACAGUACAGAUGAUUUAUCUGGGCCAGCUGUUAGCGGGACAUCCCUACUUGGAGAAGAGGAGACUCACGUUACUGUGUCUGAGCAAUUGAAUCAGCGAGAUAGAAGGAAGAAACGUUCUGCUGUCGGCACACCUGAUUAUUUGGCACCAGAGAUCCUGCUAGGAACAGGACAUGGUGCAAGUGCAGAUUGGUGGUCUGUUGGCGUUAUUCUCUUUGAGCUGAUAGUUGGAAUUCCACCUUUUAAUGCUGAGCAUCCCCAGACUAUUUUUGACAACAUUCUGAAUCGCAAGAUACCCUGGCCUCAAGUACCUGAAGAGAUGAGCUAUGAAGCUUAUGAUCUAAUUGACAAAUUGUUAACUGAAGAUCCUAACCAGAGGCUGGGGGCUAGGGGAGCACCAGAGGUGAAGCAGCAUGUCUUUUUCAAAAAUAUCAACUGGGAUACACUUGCCAGACAGAAGGCCGCAUUUGUUCCCUCAUCCGAGAAUGCACAUGAUACCAGCUAUUUCACUAGUCGUUACUCUUGGAAUCCAUCAGAUGAAUACAUUAACGAAGCCAGUGAAUAUGAGGAUUCUAGUGACAAUGGAAGCAUGAGUGGAGGCAGUAGUUACGAGAGCAAUCGCCAUGAUGAACUGGGAGAAGAGAGCGGAGGUCUCACAGAGGUUGAAUCUGAGUCAUCUGUCAAUUACUCAUUCAGUAAUUUCUCAUUCAAGAAUCUAUCGCAGCUUGCAUCUAUAAACUAUGAUUUGCUCACAAAAGGCUGGAAGGAAGAAGUACAAUCGAAACCCAACUCAUGAUUGUGACCUUCGUGAACACCCCAUUUUUACCAUGACCCAGAGACCUUGAUGGUCUCAUGUGGAGCUUGUAAAUAGAUUUAGGAGCUGGAUACAGGAUGCUAUUUGUCCCUAUAAGGAUGCUGCUGCAGUAUAUGUGGCGACAAUUUUCAUUUGAGUGGUUAUUUGGUUCGGGUUUCAUGUUCUUUAGGCAGUAUAUUUUAUUGAAACAGGAGACUGGUUUUCCCUUUGCCCUCACCUAAGGUUUAUGUACAACAGGGAAAUGGAUUUGCAUCCUUUAUUUAUCUUUUGCCCUCCAGGGCUAAUUGAGACAACAGCAUCGCAAAUUGGUCGACAUAUCUUUUUUGCAUUGUUA
Asparagus officinalis (garden asparagus) is the source of this 3575-nucleotide messenger RNA. Its product is annotated as probable serine/threonine protein kinase IREH1. The transcript has 17 exons. Lineage: Eukaryota; Viridiplantae; Streptophyta; Magnoliopsida; Asparagales; Asparagaceae. Gene Ontology annotation, biological process: peptidyl-serine phosphorylation; intracellular signal transduction. The coding region runs from base 71 to 3223 and encodes 1050 amino acids. Gene Ontology annotation, molecular function: ATP binding; protein serine/threonine kinase activity. The record is from RefSeq and is a predicted model, not a curated record.